Messenger RNA from Scatophagus argus, 2673 nucleotides. It is a transcript of the gene opn8c, whose product is annotated as opsin 8, group member c. The transcript has 4 exons. The record is from RefSeq and is a predicted model, not a curated record. Gene Ontology annotation, biological process: G protein-coupled receptor signaling pathway. Gene Ontology annotation, cellular component: membrane. Gene Ontology annotation, molecular function: G protein-coupled receptor activity. Bases 158 to 1393 code for a protein of 411 amino acids. NCBI's taxonomy places the organism in Eukaryota, Metazoa, Chordata, Actinopteri, Scatophagidae.
CCUUCCGUACGAGAUCACACGUGCCUGGAGUUACCAUGGCGACACAUCAGCCUGCAUAAAAGUGAGCCCGCAGUGUUCACGUCUCGCUAUGUGAGGCGAGUAGAGGACUUUUCCACGAGGCGGAAAAACCCCACUCAGGACGCACAAGCUCCGGUCAAUGCCUCUGAACUCCUCCGACGAUAACCGGACCCUCUCGGUGUUCACCUCCAAGCUGACCCGCGCUGCUGACAUAUGCGUGGGACUGACCAUCCUCUCCGUCGUUCUGCUGUCUGUUCUGGGCAAUGGGCUGGUUCUGGUGAUUUGCUACCGCAGGAGGAAGAAGAUGGCGGGCUCGGAGCUGCUGUGCGUGAACUUGGCUGUGGUCGACUUCCUCUGCUGCAUCUGCUUCUACCCGCUCUCCAUCUUGUCCUCCUUUCGCCACGCCUGGCUGGGAGAAAACACCACGUGCGUUUACUACGGCCUCGGCUGCUUCAUCUUCGGCCUGUGCAGCAUGUUCACCAUCACCGCCAUCAGCGUCAUCCGCUACUUGAAGACGUGCUACAGCUUGGUUUACGCUGUGUGGCUGGAGAGCGCCAACAUCCGCAUAGUGUGCUGCGCCAUCUGGCUCGUGGCCGCAGUGUGGUCUAGCUUCCCUCUGUUCGGCUGGGGCGAGUACGUCCCCGAGCCUUACGGACUGUCCUGCACCAUCGCCUGGAGGCAUUAUCAUACCUCAGCCAAGGAUGCCUUCUACGUCAUCUCCUCCUUCGCCUUCUUCACUCUGGUUCCCAUCCUCCUCAUCAUGGUGUCCCAGUGUCAGAUCCUCUACAAGGUGUCCCGCUUCUCCUACCUGCUGUCUGCAAGAGGCAUCCGCAACAACCUGCAGUACACUGAAAAGCGGCUCUCCAUGAUGUUCUUCUGCAUCAGCCUGGGUUUUGUGAUCGCCUGGGCCCCGUACGCUGUUGUGUCCUUCCUCUUCAUUUUCCACAAGGAGAACAUUUACAUGGCCCCCGAGGGCUUUGUGUUCCCCGCCCUGUUCGCCAAAAGCUCCCACAUCUACAACCCGUUCAUCUACUUCUACUUUAACAAGACUUUCCAGCAGGAGCUUCGCUGCCUGCUCCUCUCUGUCUGGCCCAGGCUGGGGGGAAAUCGAGUAGGCAUCCACAUCGCCACGGCCCACCAAGCUCCAUAUCCCAUCCACAUCCAGCUCCAGGAAAGAGGCUGCAUCCCAAAGAAGAACUUUGGCUUGUCUCAGGACAGAACCCACAGUGAGAGCAAGCUCAAAGGCAAAGCGAUGCAUAAAAGCAGCCGUGUCCACGACAGGCCGGUGCACACCUGCUGGGGGUCCACGUCCAAGGGCACCCCAUCCGUCUUAGAGAACAAACCUACCAACUGCUCCCUGCCUGUCUCUAUAUGAACUCUGUGUAUCCCUGUUAAUACAUGCACAGCCGGGUCAGAUCUGUAAUUUAAAGGCAAUGUAGUCACACCCUGGUCAGCUAUUGUUUUGUAAAUUAAUGAGAUUUAAAGCAGUUUCUGCCUGGUUGGGGUGCAUCUUUUUGGAGAUUGAGCAGCGAAGUUUAUCAUUUACCUCCCACUGCGUUAGCUUAGCAGCCUGCACAUUUUGAAUCCUCAGAGUCCAUAAGUAUUAACUGAAUAACAAAUCUCUUUUCAGGGCUCAAAUCUCGAGUUAAAAAUGAACACUUUCAUCUUUCAUUCAGUGUUUAUACCUGCAAACGGACACAAUUGUGCGUCAUUUACUGAGACAAUUAAACUCCAUAACAAGUUACAUGUUUCAUGAUUUGUGUCGCAUAAUGUUUGUCUCAUGCAGACUUUAAACUGCCAACUCGCAUUUGCAAUGCAGGAUCAUAUGAAUUCAUCUCUAAAAUCAGUAUUUCAAAAAUUUAAGGCGUCUGCUCUGUGAAAGUGUAGUAAAAUCGUACAAAAUACUGUCAUUCGCUGUGUCUUUGUGACUUGCUGUUUUUCUUUCAGCCAACAGUUGCCUUUUCAACAUGCAGCGGGUGCACUUUUAGAGUGAUUGAACUAAUGGCUCGCUCUGCCUUAACUACUCAACACAAAGAAACAGGAAACAGGUUGCUUUUUCCCUCUAAUGUGCUUUUUAAAAUGAAUCCAGCUGACACGCUGCCAUUAACUUUGCAGAUGUAGCUCAUUCAGUGUGUGCUUAUGCUUGUGUAUGUGUGUUUAUACUGGUUGAAUUCCAUAUAUGUUUACUGUUUGUAAUAUUUUGUACACUGUGUGGUCACUCUCAUGCUCCUCAUCAUGUCAUCAGCGACAGCUGAAUUAGUAAUGUAAUGUAGUAAUGUAGAUAUGUGUAAUGUAUCAUGUUUUGAUUUCUUUGCAACCUUGAUGUUUUUCCUUUUAGUGACUUGUUUCUUAAUUUUUAAAAUAUAUGAUUUCACAAGCUGGGAUUUUAAUCUGUGAUUCUUCAUAAAUUGUCCAGUGUUUACCACCAACACUGGUGUCAAAUGACACCAGUGUUUUUAGCUCUCUUGUUUGAGCUGUGAAUCUUUGCAGCAUUUUAUUCUCUCCCCUUUGUGUUCUAAUGAAGAAGCCUGAAAAACCCUUACUGCUCCAACGCUCAGUUGUCUCGUUUGAUUCUGAACCAUUUUUAACAAUGUGUUUCAAGAACUCAAAAUCCUCACAGAUGAUGUUUGUUAUCAAAUCUAUUUGAACUGUGAA